Messenger RNA from Coffea eugenioides, 1291 nucleotides. Its product is annotated as riboflavin synthase-like. Gene Ontology annotation, molecular function: riboflavin synthase activity. Bases 186 to 1058 code for a protein of 290 amino acids. The transcript has a single exon. The record is from RefSeq and is a predicted model, not a curated record. Gene Ontology annotation, biological process: riboflavin biosynthetic process. Lineage: Eukaryota; Viridiplantae; Streptophyta; Magnoliopsida; Gentianales; Rubiaceae.
UUGGAAUAUUUUCUGAUUUGUUUUGUUGCCCCUUUUCCCAUCCCAAAUAGGCUUUUGCUCAUACCCAGCACUUAAACAAUAUAACUAAGAAGUCAAACUCCAACCAAUUAAAACCAAAAAACUUCGCCAGACAUACACAGUACUAAGCUCAAAGAUCAAAACCUCAACUCUUCCGAAAGCUAAACAUGACUGCUCUUUCUACCUCUUCCUCCUCAGUGUCGAGGUUCCUGAACCCUUUUUCACAAUCCAAAACCCCAAAAUUUCUCAACCUCCUAAACCCCCAGCCCCAGCAAAAAUCGCACACCAAAAAUCUGAUCUUUACCCUUAAACCACCCUCCUUAUCAAUCCUCUUCUCCACCAAACCGUCAAAACCCUUUAAACCCCUCUUCUAUUCCACCCCAGUAAGAUCCCUUUUCACAGGAAUUGUUGAAGAAAUGGGCGAAAUUAAACAUCUGGGCUAUGAUAAAGAUGGCAGCUUUACCAUGAAAAUCCAAGCAAAAACCAUUCUUGAGGACAUUCAUUUAGGUGAUAGCAUUUCAGUCAAUGGAACCUGCUUAACAGUGACAGAUUUCGCUACCCAAUUGGCUGAAUUCACCAUCGGAUUAGCCCCGGAAACAUUGAGGAAAACGUCUCUGGGUGAGUUGCAACAUGGGUCUUCGGUGAAUUUGGAGAGGGCUCUAAGUCCUAGUACGAGAAUGGGAGGUCAUUUUGUGCAGGGCCAUGUUGAUGGGACCGGAGUAAUCGUGAGCCGCGAGCCAGAGGGGGAUUCUCUGUGGGUAAAAGUGAAGACAGGGAAGGACUUGUUGAAGUACAUUGUGCCUAAGGGAUUCAUUGCAGUUGAUGGGACUAGCUUGACUGUGGUUGAUGUGUUCGAUGAGGAAGACUGCUUCAAUUUUAUGUUGGUUGCAUAUACACAGCAAAAGGUGGUGAUCCCUUUGAAGAAAGUUGGACAGAAGGUGAAUUUGGAGGUUGAUAUAUUGGGGAAAUAUGUGGAAAGGCUACUUAGUAGUGGAUUUGUUGAUUCCAUCAGAUCAUCACGACCUGUGGAGGUACAUUAGUGCAUCUUUUUACCUUGGUACGGGAUAGUACUGGUGACAGCUGAAUGUCAUGUAGUACCUGAAUUUACAGAUUAAGUUUCAAAUUUAGUUAUUGAGAUAUGUUUUUAGUGGGCAAAUUUUGUUUUGUUGGCCAUUUUAUCUGUGUGAACUUGUGUAUGAAUGGUAUGUCAAAAUUUGUACCCUUGAAUCUUCAAUUUAUAUAAACACAACCAGCUGCUACUUUGAAAUCUUUA